Messenger RNA from Leucoraja erinaceus (little skate), 736 nucleotides. Its product is annotated as 40S ribosomal protein S8-like. Lineage: Eukaryota; Metazoa; Chordata; Chondrichthyes; Rajiformes; Rajidae. Gene Ontology annotation, molecular function: structural constituent of ribosome. The coding region runs from base 47 to 673 and encodes 208 amino acids. The record is from RefSeq and is a predicted model, not a curated record. Gene Ontology annotation, cellular component: cytosolic small ribosomal subunit; ribosome. The transcript has a single exon. Gene Ontology annotation, biological process: maturation of SSU-rRNA from tricistronic rRNA transcript (SSU-rRNA, 5.8S rRNA, LSU-rRNA); translation.
GUUUACCUCUCCCAGCAGCUCCUCUCUUUCCAACUGCCGCCUGACAAUGGGUAUAUCCCGGAAUAACUGGCAUAAGCGUCGCAAGACUGGAGGUAAAAGGAAGCCAUACCAUAAAAAAAGGAAGUAUGAACUCGGACGUCCUCCUGCAAAUACCAAGAUUGGGCCACGUCGUAUCCACACAGUGAGAGUCCGUGGUGGGAAUAAAAAAUAUCGGGCAUUGAGGUUGGAUGCUGGAAACUACUCCUGGGGUUCUGAGUGUUGUACACGAAAGACCAGGAUCAUUGAUGUAGUGUACAAUGCCUCCAACAAUGAAUUGGGCAGGACAAAAACAUUAGUAAAGAACUGUAUUGUUCAGAUUGACAGCACUCCUUUCAGGCAGUGGUAUGAAUCUCACUUUGCCAUUCCUCUUGUUCGGAAGAAGGGUGCCAAGCUGACACCUGAAGAGGAAGAAAUUCUGAACAAGAAGAGGUCAAAGAAAAUUCAGAAGAAAUAUGAAAACCGAAGAAAGAAUGCAAAAAUCAACUCGUUGCUAGAAGAACAAUUCCAGCAGGGGAAAUUGCUUGCUUGCAUAGCUUCAAGACCUGGUCAGUGUGGCAGAGCUGAUGGCUACAUUCUUGAAGGAAAAGAGCUUGAAUUCUACCUGAGGAAAAUCAAAGCCAAAAAGGGCAAAUAGACAUUGUUUGCUGAAAAUGUGAUACUAAUAAAACAAUUUUCAACUAUUAAAAAAAAAUAAUAA